AGGAUGACCAGAAAAGUCGCAUUGGAAAGGGCAGGAAGGACAGUUUUGCUUUUCCUCUCCAGCCCCGGGCAGCACGGCGCGGAGACGUUCCUUCCCCUGGGGAGAAAGGGAAGGACGUGAGCCCCGGACUUGCAUCUUGAGUUAGUGGAGCAAGUUUUCACUUCUGCGGUGAAGAAAAGGGAGAGACUCCAAUUUUGAGUUCUUUUCUGUUUUUUAUUGGGUGUCCAGAGAAAAUAAUUUGACCUUGAUGUUUUGUGAGCAGCCAGUGUGUUGGACAUUCGCAAUCACUAAAAUUGUUUGGGUUUUGUUCAUUUUGCAAAAAUUGUUCUCCAGGCAGCUGUGGCGAAGCUACUGCGUAUCCAAAUCGGCGGCAUCAGAAGAGCUCAUUCCAACCCCAAUUCCACCACCUUUGAGCUGUGUGACACUGAGGGGUCUCUUUCUUGUUCUCUCGGAGUCUCCUUUCCUCAUUUGAAAAAAAAAAAUUAUAAUCUCUGCCUUCAGGUGCUUUACAGGGUGUUUUAAUGUUGGGCAGAGUCCAUUCAGAAGGAAAUUAAGGUGCAUGUAGCUGAUUGGUCACUGUAUCAAAGAGGCACAUAUUGAAUCGGCAGGGAGUGUAAUAAGAGCUUUGCAUUGCAAGCUUGCAGUUGUGCUAAGAAGAGAGGAUUUCAAUGGCUCUAGUUGUGGCUCUGGUCAUUGGUCUCUCCUGCCUGCUUCUCCUCUCAGUCUGGAGACAGAGAUCAGGGAGGGGGAAUCUCCCACCUGGUCCCACUCCUCUCCCAAUUAUUGGAAAUAUCCUGCAGAUAGAUGUUAAGGACAUCAGCAAAUCCUUAACCAAUUUGUCAAAAGUCUAUGGCCCUGUGUUCACUCUGUAUUUGGGCUGGAAGCCUUCUGUGGUGUUGCAUGGAUAUGAUGCAGUGAAGGAAGCCCUGGUUGAUCUAGGAGAGGAGUUUUCUGGAAGAGGCAGUUUCCCAGUCUCUGAAAAAGUUAACCGAGGCCUUGGAAUCCUCUUCAGCAAUGGAAAGAGAUGGAAGGAACUUCGUCGCUUCUCUCUGGUGACCCUGCGGAAUUUUGGGAUGGGGAAGAGGAGCAUUGAGGAUCGUGUUCAAGAGGAAGCCCGCUGCCUUGUGGAGGAGUUGAGGAAGACCAAUGGCUCACCCUGUGAUCCCACCUUUAUCCUGGGUUGUGCUCCCUGCAAUGUGAUCUGCUCCAUUAUUUUCCAGAAACGUUUUGAUUAUAAAGAUCAACAUUUUCUUAACUUGAUGGAAAAAUUCAAUGAAAACCUCAGACUUAUGAGCUCCCCAUGGAUCCAGGUCUACAAUACUUUCCCUGCUCUCAUUGAUUAUCUCCCAGGGAGUCAUAACAAAAUUAUUAAAAAUUUUGCUUAUGUAAAAAGUUAUGUUUUGGAGAAAGUAAAAGAGCACCAAGAAUCUCUGGAUGUCAACAAUCCUCGGGACUUCAUUGAUUGCUUCCUGAUCAAAAUGGAGCAGGAAAAGGACAAUCAACAGUCUGAAUUUACCAUUGAAAACUUGUUAACAACUGUAACUGAUGUGUUUGGAGCAGGAACAGAGACAACAAGCACCACUAUGAGAUAUGGACUUCUGCUCCUGCUGAAGCAUACAGAGAUUACAGCUAAAGUCCAGGAAGAGAUUGACCAUGUGAUUGGCAGACACCGCAGCCCCUGCAUGCAGGACAGGAGCCGCAUGCCCUACACAGAUGCUGUGUUACAUGAGAUCCAGAGAUACAUUGAUCUGGUCCCCACCAAUCUGCCCCAUGCAGUGACCUGUGAUGUUAAAUUUAGAAACUACUUCAUCCCCAAGGGAACAACAGUAAUAACAUCGCUGACUUCCGUGCUUCAUGACAAUAAGGAAUUCCCUAAUCCGGAGGUGUUCGACCCUGGUCACUUUCUGGAUGACAGUGGCAACUUUAGGAAAAGUGACUACUUCCUGCCUUUCUCAACAGGAAAACGCAUGUGUGUGGGAGAGGGCCUGGCCCGCAUGGAGCUGUUUUUGUUCCUGACCACCAUCUUACAGAAUUUUAAGCUGAAACCUGUGGUUGAUCCCAAAGACAUCUACACCACCCCCAUUGCCAAUGCGUUUGGCCGGGUGCCACCUUUGUACCAGCUCUGCUUCAUUCCUGCCUGAAGAAGGGCUACUGGCUGCUGCUGUGCCGUCACCUGCCGCUUCUCCUCCUCGGCGGCCUCGUCCAAGGCCCUCUCACUCUCAGGGAUACCCUCUCUCACCUGCCUCUCACAAUCCCAUCCCCUCCCAACCCAGUGCAACCUUCGUUAAGGAGAGGGUCCGGGAUCACUUUAUAGAUAUAUUUGCUAUUCCUUGUACUCUGUAACUCUUGCCUCCACCAACACAGGUGCUAACACUUACCUAAAGCUGAGUCACUAAAAUGUCAUCAUAGUAAAACUGCACAACACUUAGUCUAUGAUGACUCAGAGCCAUGUAUUCCCUGCAUGUUCUGAACAAAAAUACUGUCAUUGCUGGGUCAGUUCUCAGAAAUUUGUUUUUGUGCAUAAUGCAGAAUGAAAAAAAAAAAGAUUAAAACUACAAUGAGAUACCACCUUGCACUCAU
This is a messenger RNA of Sciurus carolinensis (gray squirrel), 2580 nucleotides long. RefSeq names its product cytochrome P450 2C18. Gene Ontology annotation, biological process: xenobiotic metabolic process. The record is from RefSeq and is a predicted model, not a curated record. Gene Ontology annotation, molecular function: oxidoreductase activity, acting on paired donors, with incorporation or reduction of molecular oxygen, reduced flavin or flavoprotein as one donor, and incorporation of one atom of oxygen; iron ion binding; heme binding. Gene Ontology annotation, cellular component: cytoplasm; intracellular membrane-bounded organelle. The coding region runs from base 669 to 2141 and encodes 490 amino acids. The transcript has 10 exons. Lineage: Eukaryota; Metazoa; Chordata; Mammalia; Rodentia; Sciuridae.